AUGCUGUCUGAGGAGAUAUUUAUGGCGUCUCGUCUGCUGGCCCGACUCGAGGGAGCGGCGAGGGGAGCGACGCAGGCCGGAGCGCCUGAACAUGACGUCAGCCUGAGUAGCGACCUCCAGUCCUCACUCGUUGUUAAGAUACCUACCUUCAACGGAGAUCUGAUGAAGUGGAGAGCGUUCUGGGAACUGUUCUCUGUGUCCAUCCACUGUAACAGCCGCUACGCCAAUGUUCAAAAAUUUGUCGCACUGAAGUCUCACCUGAGUGGUGCAGCCGAGAAAGCUAUCGAUGGAAUCCCCGUCUCGGGGGAUGGAUACCUCGCCGCUGUCGACAUCCUCCAAAAGCGGUUCCAAAGGGCAGAUGUCGAAAAGGAGAACCUCAUGAAACAGAUCCUCGAUGCACCUACCGUCCAUAACAGCAGUGAUCUGAAAGGCAUGCGGUGCCUAAUAGAUCAUCUGUCAGCUCAUACAAGAGCUCUCCUCGUUCUCGGUGUGACUACCGAGAGCUUCUCCAACUUCCUCUUGCCUGUGAUGAAGGACAAGGUUCCUGAAAGAUGGAGGCUGGACUGGGUUCGACAAGAGAAGUCCAGCUAUGAGGACUUCCUGGCAUUCCUGGAGAAGGAGUCGCUGCGGCGCCAGCAGCAGAGCACUCCGCCUCCGACCAGCCUGUUCACCGAGCUGGGCACCACAGCCACGGCGCGCCCGUGCGACCUCAUCUCGGACCACGCGCUCCCCGACCACAACAGCUUCCAGGCGCUGUCGGCCGACUGCGAGCCCAGCGCUGACCCGCUGUGGGCCGACUGCGAGCCCAGCGCUGACCCGCUGUGGGCCGACUGCGAGCCCAGCGCUGACCCGCUGGCGGUGGCCGAGCACAGACGGCUGCAGCAGGAGCGCAAACAGCGCACCCGAGGGCGGCGGCUGGCCUGCGGGUACGUGUGCUGGCUGUGCUGCGCGCUGCUGGUGGUGGCGCUGGCCGCCGGCGUCGGUGUCAGUGUACCGCUGGUGCUGCGACUCGAGCCGUCUGCCGGUCUGCAGCAGCGACUGCACACGGCCAAGCAGAUCCUGAGCCAGGUGCCGCUCAUUGACGGGCACAACGAUCUACCGUGGAACAUUCGCAAGUUUGUGCACAAUAACUUACGGAUAUUUAACUUUAGCGCCGACCUGCGCGCCGCCGAGCCGUGGGCUUCCAGUCCGUGGUCGCACACGGACAUCGGCCGACUGCGGCGCGGCCACGUGGGCGCCCAGUUUUGGGCGGCCUACGUGCCGUGCGAGUCGCAAUACAAGAACGCCGUCCAGAUGGCCCUGGAACAGGUGGACCUCAUCAAACGACUGGUGCACCAGUACUCGGACUACCUCAGUCUGGCGCUCACUGCCGAAGAGCGCACACCUCUGGUGAGGGAAGACACGGCGGCCGUGGGCAGCGGCAAUAAGGCCCCCCGAGAAGUACUCGGUGUGUGCUACUCGCAGCCGAUUGUAUAG
Molecule: messenger RNA, 1476 nt
Organism: Amphibalanus amphitrite
Lineage: Eukaryota; Metazoa; Arthropoda; Thecostraca; Balanomorpha; Balanidae
Exons: 6
Coding region: 1-1476 (491 amino acids)
Biological process (GO): proteolysis
Molecular function (GO): metallodipeptidase activity
Source: RefSeq, a predicted model, not a curated record